Messenger RNA from Paramacrobiotus metropolitanus, 606 nucleotides. Its product is annotated as transcriptional regulatory protein AlgP-like. NCBI's taxonomy places the organism in Eukaryota, Metazoa, Tardigrada, Eutardigrada, Parachela, Macrobiotidae. The coding region runs from base 1 to 606 and encodes 201 amino acids. The record is from RefSeq and is a predicted model, not a curated record. The transcript has a single exon.
AUGACUGAAGCCCUGCUGUCAAGUGCCCCACUGAUUGUGGUACCGCCAAAGACGCAGGUACCCCCAGCUUCAGAACCAAUGGACACUUCUCCGUCUGGACCUGUGGCUGUACAGCCAGAACUGGUCCAACAGGAGGAGCCACCGAAGGCCACUUUGUCGGCACAAGAAUUGACAGGCCAAAGCCAGUCCGGAACAGGGCCAACGGCCGCUGCUCCGACAACAUUGACGAACAUGCCCGCCAGUGUCGACGACAUACCUUUUGGCCGCCCAGUAACCUUCCCUGUAACCGGGACAUUGGACGCCUUGGCACUUGGCAUGGGUGUAAUCCACUCAGCUAACUCCCAACGGAGUAAGCAGCCAAGGAAAGCCAAGAACCCAGAGAGGGCCAAACCGGCCUCUCGUCCAACUUCUCAAUCGAGGGCCAAACCGGUCACUCGUCCAAACUCCCCUCAACCGAGUGGAAGUCAGCCGGCCACAUCCCGGCCAACCCAGAACCCUGAGGCCGAGAGGAACCGCCAAAAGAAGCAAACGGCCAAGGACAAGAAAAGUCAAGAGGCCAAGAUCGCCCAGCUCGAGAAGCGGCUGUCAGGCGAUGAAGAUGUUUAA